Messenger RNA from Aphis gossypii (cotton aphid), 701 nucleotides. Its product is annotated as cyclin-dependent kinases regulatory subunit-like. Gene Ontology annotation, molecular function: cyclin-dependent protein serine/threonine kinase activator activity; histone binding; ubiquitin binding. The record is from RefSeq and is a predicted model, not a curated record. Gene Ontology annotation, cellular component: cyclin-dependent protein kinase holoenzyme complex; SCF ubiquitin ligase complex. The coding region runs from base 169 to 408 and encodes 79 amino acids. NCBI's taxonomy places the organism in Eukaryota, Metazoa, Arthropoda, Insecta, Hemiptera, Aphididae. The transcript has 4 exons. Gene Ontology annotation, biological process: regulation of mitotic cell cycle.
UCAUUAUUUAUUUUGCCGCCAAAAUGUUGGUUAUGUUUUUACUUUAAUAAUGUAUUACUAUUUCAUUUGUUUUCAAUGUUUCGAUAGUUUUUUACUGAUAUAAAAGACAACUUUUUAUACUUUUUCUGUGGACUCUUAACUACAUUUCAGUAAUUAUUAUCAACCAACAUGACGUCUAGAGGAGACAUUCAGUAUUCAACAAAAUAUGAAGACAAUAUGUAUAUCUAUAGGCAUGUAAUCUUACCAGAAGACAUGGCCAAACUCUUACCUAAGACUCAUUUAAUGACUGAAACUGAGUGGCGAAAUCUAGGCAUUCAAAUGACAUCUGGUUGGAUGCAUUACAUGAGAUAUGAUCCAGAACCUCAUAUAGUGCCAUUCAGACGACUUAAAAAAGUGAAUAAUCAAUAAAUGAUGUAAUAAUGUGAUAAUUUAGUAUAAUUCAUUAAAGUUUUAUUAUUUAUGUACUGAAAUAAAUAAAUAAAUUUUACAAAAAAUGUUUAUAAAUAUAUAAUUUUAAUAUUUUGUUCAAAUAUUUAGUAAUUUAUAUUUUGAAAAUAAAAUGUAUUGUUUAUUUUUAAAACAUAUCAUAUGUUUAAAUAAUAUUAAGUAACCUUAUCUAUUUAAAUUUAAUUUAGGCAAAGUAACUAUCUUUUAUAUGAUUUUAUUGUUUAAUAAACCUAUUAAGAUAUUUAUUGAUAACA